AUGGGGAAAAGGCAACGUAAUCCGCUUAAAACCAACAAUGUGGAUUCUAGUACUGCCGAGAAACCUGCAAAGAGGAAAACGAAAAAGUUGUUUACUGAGCAAACCGAAUGCGCAGUCAAUUUUAAGGAGAAAUUGCUGUCAGAAAUAAAAGACCUCCGGUACGUAUUCGCUUUCACACUUGACAUACACCAAGUUUUAUACCAAAGAACGUAAUACUAUAUGAAUACUAUAAUAUAAUACUAUAUUGUUUUCGUGUGCAUACGUAACAUAAUAUCAUACACAAAAUAGAUGUGAUGGAACAAACUUCUGCAAAAGUUUAGAAGCAAACGUCGAGGACAGACUUAAAAAGAGGGGGAAACCUCCAAGAAUGAUUCGAUAUUUUCAUUAUUGUGGAUGGGCCCAUGCACUGAUGGUAAGUUCAGCUUUGAAUUUGUACUUUGUGAAAUAUUCUAACUAAAGAUAGCUGAUUAUUCGUAUUACAGUAAGUCUUUAUUCUUUCAAACUGUUUAAUUAAAAGCUAAAGUAGAUGGAUUUGCAUUUAAAUUAUAAUAAUAAAACAAUUGUCCUUUGACAGAACUUAGGUAUGAUAUGCCAUGUCAUGCCUGUCCAUGUUGUAUUUAUAGACACAAUAUUAAACCAUGCAUUUAUUGGCCAGACAGAGUAAAUACUAAAGUAGGGCGUAUUGCCAGCUAAUAUGGUAACUUAGGGAGGCAUUGGCAGAUGUUAACCCAUUUACUGGCAAUACCAUACUAUGCCAUUGACAAGUAAAAUUGUCUGGCGUUAGACAGAGUAAAUACCAAAGUCAAUUCAUACAAAAAUUUGGUUAAACUUUUCAGAGAAAAAUGUCGGUCCGAACAUAGUUAAUGGGCGAUAUGGUUUGGAAGCUCGUUUACUUCCGGUAUUAUGUUAUGUUAUUCAAUUUUGUGGUCACAUGACUACGAACGACUACGGCGUUGUGACCAAUAUGGCGACUAUUAGCGAAGAAGGAAUGCAAACCAUGGGAGAAAUGUUUGAAAGUGGGGAAGCUUUAGCGGCAGAAAAUGAAAAGGCACAGCUUGAUGUGUUAGUUGAUGUGAUAAACGAACACCUGGACUAUUUUAAUGAGGACAAGGACUUCGAGAAAGAGGUUGAAGAUGCCGUUCAGGAGAUUGAAAUACCACCAAAACAUCCGUGUCCGAAUUGUACGAAAAUAUGCAAAUCAAAAGGCGGUCUCACUCAAAGCAUACGCUCCUUGAGACAAAUGAUGGCAAAGAUGACAACAGCGCUAGCACUGCAACCAAGCCAACCAUUUCAAAAGCGAUUGUAG
Molecule: messenger RNA, 1306 nt
Organism: Paramuricea clavata
Lineage: Eukaryota; Metazoa; Cnidaria; Anthozoa; Malacalcyonacea; Plexauridae
Source: the annotation of a GenBank genome assembly